AUGUCACCUCUGAACGCAAUUGUCACACUGGUUGUAACCUACUUCUGCCUCCAAUCGUUCUACAUAAUAAUUCAGAAGUGGUCUACUCUAAGUUUCAAUGAUAAAGUGACAGCUUUGGAAACUAUGAACAUAGCUCUGGUCGUAUUUUUCGAAGCUUUCGAGAUAAUUUUCAUCACUCGUUACGACCGACUGCUGGGCGAUAUUAUGCGCGGAAAACUCUUUGGUUUCAAGGAAAAUCUUGUGAACAGAAGUGCAAAGUUAGCGUUUUUCCGAAGCCGGAAAUAUUUGAGGAAUGCUGAGAAUUGUGUGUAUGAUGUGAAUGAGUUGAAUGAGAUUAAUUAUGGAGAGAGGUUGAUUGCUGAUGAUUGGGUGUUGAAGAGGAGAGAGGGUCAUGAUAGAGAUAUGACGAAUAAUUAUGGGGAAGUGAUAGGUGGAUAUAUAAGUGAUAUAAAUCCAACAGGAAAUAAUAGAAAUCUGACAGAAAGUCAUAGGAAUGUAAUCAAAUAUGAAGGAAGGGACAAGAACAAUAAAUUUGGAGAUAAACUGAUAUUUGAGAGAUUCUCAAAUGAGAAGUAUUCUCCAAGCAUAGGGUACAGUGUUAGUUUGAAUAGAACUGACACUGGACAUGUGGAAGGAGCGAACUCUACUGAAUUCGAUUUAAAUACAAAGGCUGAACGAAAUGAACCUAAUAGAAUAGAAUUCACAAGUGUCAAUGGAAGUGAAUAUACAAGACAAACUAAGCCAAGUGAACAUGAAGGAGAAAAAUUCACGAUGUCAAGUGGAGAGGAAUAUUUGAGAGGUAAAGACGAUAUCAAUAAUGUGAAUUAUGGAAAUUCAAAACAUCUUUCACAUAUUGAGGAUGAAUUCUCGAGAUCCGUUGGUGAUAACAGUCUGCAAAGACUCAAAAAUCAUGUUAGAGGGUUUCAUAAUUUUGGAGAAACAUCCUCGACUCCAGUGAAUCACUUGAGAUUCACGGACUUCUUGAUCUACAACCACAAGAGAGACAAGGAAGUUCUAGAAAAAAGGUUAUGUAUCAUAGAAUCGCUGUCAACUAGAAUCGCUGAAGGCGUGAUCUAUGCUGCCUACCUCAUAAAAGUGCUCACAUUUUGUGCAGUCUGUGUACCAGUUGUAAGCAUAAUCAAUUAUUAUUUUAGAGAUCAGAAUGUAGCCAAUUUGCAAACUUCAUUCAUGAUCUACGUUCCGUUCACGAGAAGUUCCUUGCACGACAAUAUAGAACAGUUCAUUGUCGUUACUUUAGUACAGUUUGCAUACUUGUAUCUAUUUUUCAAGUUGAUGCUGGAUCUGUUGACGAUGGUGACGUUGUCCUACGGGUCGAUGCGAAUCGAGAUUGAUGUGCUUUUGGACAGAGUGCGCGAUUUUGAUGACAGGUUCUGUGGCAGCGAAUCAACAAUGGUUUUUGAGGAACGAAGUUUCAGAGAAUUGUAUGAGCUGAUGAUGAAGGAAAAACUGAAGAAGAUAAUCGAGCAUCAUCAGAUGAUUUUGAGGAGAGUCCGUGAAUUCAGUGAUUUCGUAACGUAUUGCUCGGUCUACAGUAAUGGCAUUAUCAUAUUGCAGCUAUGCAUUUCUAUUUUCUUGAUCCAAAGCAGUGAACCCUCUUUGAAAUUCAAGUACAGUCUGGCAUGUGUAUCGCUGGUGGCAGUAGUCGCUCAUUACUGCGAGGAUGGACAAAUGGUUGAAGAUAAGUUGGGAAUGAUACGAGAUGCACUGUAUGAGAUAUCGUGGCACAACCUGCCAGUGUCAAUACAGAAAUCACUGCUUUUACAACUCACAAGAAAUACAAAACCACCCACUAUAGGGCCUCUCGGAAUCUUCAUUAUAAAUAGAAAGAACCUUAGUUCGAUCAUAAGAGCUUCAUACUCCUACUUCAACGUUUUGAAUCAUAUCAAAUAA
Molecule: messenger RNA, 1911 nt
Organism: Nilaparvata lugens (brown planthopper)
Lineage: Eukaryota; Metazoa; Arthropoda; Insecta; Hemiptera; Delphacidae
Exons: 5
Coding region: 1-1911 (636 amino acids)
Biological process (GO): detection of chemical stimulus involved in sensory perception of smell; sensory perception of smell
Cellular component (GO): plasma membrane
Molecular function (GO): odorant binding; olfactory receptor activity
Source: RefSeq, a predicted model, not a curated record